Molecule: messenger RNA, 3650 nt
Organism: Sphaerulina musiva SO2202
Lineage: Eukaryota; Fungi; Ascomycota; Dothideomycetes; Mycosphaerellales; Mycosphaerellaceae
Exons: 1
Coding region: 893-2968 (691 amino acids)
Source: RefSeq, a predicted model, not a curated record
CUCGCGCAUCCCGUCAUGACCCUUGCCCAUCAAAACCACUUCUCGCCGCCGCCUUCGCUCUUUCCGUUUCCCCUGGUCCAACGAUGGCUCUGGUCUCACUGUCUCUACCCCAGCGUUCUCCCAGAUCUAGGUACUCAUCGUCUUUCGUUUGAUCCAGAUCUGACGCGACUUCGCCCUGCUAGCUACCUGACCUAGCGCUUCUGGCCGACGCUGCCAGCACCCACCGCCUCAACUGCUGUUACCUACAUACAGCUACCUCCGCUGCCUCUACGUCGAUCCUCACCAGCCAUUGGCUCUGCGCAAUCCUGCGCCACCCUUCCGUUUGUGCUCCAACCCGUUGUACACUUUCUCGCGACUACUUGUGCAUUCUCCAGCAGCCGUGUCGGCCAUUCUCCGCGGCAACUUUAACGACCGCUACGACUUACACGAUUUACACGACCAACCAUCUGCGAGUGUUCCUGUUGCUGAUAUUUACACGUCUUCUUUGUGGACACGCGCCCUCCAAGCUUCAGCACUCGAGCGCGCACGACUGCAGCAUCUCUCGCGGCCAUCGAGUUCGUCUGGCAGCAUUGGAAGUCGCAGUCUUCGGCGUACACCUCACUUCGAGGAGUCACGGCCAUCGCGUCUGCGAUCGACGUCUGUAGACGCGCCUGCUUGGACCGAACCUUCACCGGUGAACGUUCGAGAACAGAGUCCGCCGCUACGGUCACAAACGACACCACCCAAGCCGACAUAUCAUCGCCGAGCAACCAGUGCACAAUACAGUACUUCCACGCCGCACCCGGCACUGCGCAUCUCGAGACGGACCCAUUCCGCAAUCCUCUACGCGCUUGAGGACGCGUUACGGAAGCCCAAGCUCUUCACACCGGACGAGGUCGAGGAGUACGCUCUAAUGUCGGAUCUCGGCGGUGGCAGUGCCGCGCGAGCAUCCAAUGGUGGAGCACGAACAGGCGGGCCGGUACCUGUGUCUGGUACCACUCCCAUCCGAACCCCACGCGAUGUCAUGAGAGAUCGCAAUGCGCGUGAGGCCAGAAGGCAGGAACAGCAGAAAGCAGAAGAAGAAGAGGAGGAGCAGAGACGACUGGCCGAGGAGAGGAUACGCAGCGCAGAGAGGAGAGCAGCUACUGUCUCUGGUGCAGCCCCAAGGUUCAGCAGCUCCUCAUCGCAGUACAGCCCAGAUGUACGAGCGCAGCAUGGAUUUGAUGAUCCCGCGGCUGAGAGGCGGCAGAGUAGGGUUGCCGGGGAAGUUGCAGGAACCACUAUGCUUGGAGAGCCGACUGGUAGAUUCAGUCAAGAUCCGCCUGGCGGGGAGCGACCACAGACUGCCGUACGACCCGAACCACUUCGGCCUACGCCCGCCGCCGCGCGAAGGACACAGUCUGGUCAAGCUGGACCACGACAACCGGCACCUGCCACAACAGCUGGCGCAGCCGUAGGACCUUCGACCUCACUACCAGGAGCAUCUACUGCCGAAGCCGCAAAACGGAACACGCAGUCAUCCUUCCCGCACGCUUUUGAGCGAUGGGAAACACUCUCCUCCCACUGGGAAGGUCUUACCUCAUACUGGCUGCAUAAGCUAGAGCAGAACACGGACGAGAUCAGAGAGAAGGUCCCCACGGCCUCGACACUCGCUCGACAGAUUACGGAUCUUUCAGCAGCAGGCGCCAACCUUUUUCAUGCGGUCGUAGAGCUCCAAAGGCUGCGUGCCAGUAGCGAACGCAAGUUUCAGCGAUGGUUCUUUGAGACACGAGCCGAUAAUGAGCGGAAUCGUGAACUCCAGGCAGGCAUGGAGAGGCAGCUGAACAUUGAACGCAAGGCACGCGAAGAGACUGCACAAAAGCAAGCGGAAGCUGCGAGUGCUGUCGAGAGUGCGAAGCGAGAAGUUGCUGAAAUGAGGCGGGAGCUCAUGAUUAGCAAAGACGAGGCACGCCGUGCGUGGGAAGAGCUUGGCAGGCGGAAUCAAGAGUCGCUAGACACUGCUCAGAGCCUUAAGGAGGGUCGAAUCACUGUGGUCAGUGGAGUACAGGUGGUGCCGUAUUUUGGACAGCCUAGCAGAACUGGCAGCGCAAGUCAAGGACAACGACCUGCCACCAGGGAUGGGCCUCAAGCUGGCUAUGCAAGCACUGGUUUUUCGGCAGGAGCGGCAGGUUUGGCAACGCCUGGUGAUGAUGAGAGACAAUACUACCGCGAAGAGGGUCCUUCCCCAACGAUCACUGAUCCGUUCACCGAGAGUGGUCGACAACAACAUGAGCCUGGCAAACCUUCACUUGCGCAAGGCACAUACUAUCCUCAGGGUAGCAGCUCAGCAGCGCAAACGGAGGUAAGCUCAGCAGCUGCACCAACUGCGCUUCAUCCUGCUCAGAUGCGAGAAGGUGUCCAGCCGUCCGCGACAAGCCCUGAACGUUUCUAUCAGCAGGGUGGGACCGGCACUUCGUUACACUCCUCGCAAGGCGAGUCAUCCAGGCCCCCUCCUGGAGCAAUGAUGCCGCCCCCUCGGGCAGAAAACCGUUCACAAACCCGGUCAGAGCCGGAGUCGUACAUCUCGACAGAGUAUGAGCUCGAGCAUACAGGGUCCUUCCGUCUGGACAAUCAUGGCAACAAGAUACCCUAUGGUUCACGUCCUCAGCCAUCUGCGCGAAGCGAAAUUCGCAGCGAGGUGCGAAGUGUGGACAGCGAAGACGACUACGACACCGAACAGGCUGUUCGCAGAGAACGAGAGCUAGCCGCGAUGUAUGGUGGUGGAAUGGUGCCGGAAGCGCCCUCGGUGCCGUCGUCAAGUGCUGCGGCAAUGGCUUCUGGAUAUGUGCCCACGACAGGUCCAGAUCCGCCAGAUUACGAAGGCGCUGGCUACGAGGACUAUCAACAACAAGCCCCAUAUCAAAUGCAAGGCCGGCAUCACCAUCCCACCCGAUUGAGUGAUGUACUGGAAGAAGAGGAAGAACGAAGUAGUCGACGCACUGGAGAUUAGCCAUCUUCUUCACUGCCGACCACUUCGACCUUGGAAAGCGAGAGUCAGGCGCAAAAGAUGACUUGGAGAAAAGCUGCGAAUGCAGCAGUGGCUGACGCUGAUGUCCAUGCGCACGGUGAUGUUCAGCGCAAGUGUAUGAGCUGGCAGGAUGCUGUCAAGGCCGGAACGCAACGAGCAGCAACAACAGCACCUUCCUCCUCGAGGAGAAGAGUGAUUGUAAAUGACCCUCGAGAGCUGUUGAUGAGCUGGCAAGAGGCCGUGCGGACUGGACCCAGCAGAGAACCACGUUCAGCUCCAUGGUCCAGGAGUGGCAGUUUCAGCAAUCUGUUGAAGCCAUCGUCUUUGCGUGUGCAUGGAAGAAGCAAAACGUCGGGUUGAACCUGGACGCUGAUGUGCACAUGGAUUUCCCUUUUUUGUUCGCUGUUUUGGCAUGUCACUGGCACCAAGCUACAUGUUGUUUUCCCUUGCAUAGCGAACGGUGCAUUUUCGGGAGCGAAGGCUUCCUAGCGAGCAGCAGCACGAGAUACCUCUUGAAAGCGAGCGAGCAUGGGUGGAUGAUUUUUGCAUAGAGAGUGAGUGGGAAAGAGAGAGAGAGAGCAAACAGAGUACAGAUGCUACAAUUCGGAAGCAACUAAAGUAGUUCGAUAAUGUGUACUUUUUUGUGUAAGAGAUAAAACAAUUA